Molecule: messenger RNA, 456 nt
Organism: Ylistrum balloti
Lineage: Eukaryota; Metazoa; Mollusca; Bivalvia; Pectinida; Pectinidae
Product: hibernation-associated plasma protein HP-27-like
Exons: 2
Coding region: 1-456 (151 amino acids)
Molecular function (GO): protein binding
Source: RefSeq, a predicted model, not a curated record
AUGUCUCUGAUAAUAUUGAUUGCUGGGGUAUUGGUCUCUUGUGCUUACGGACAGAGUGUUGGCAACGAUAUUGCCUUCACUGUGAAAGCAACAAACAAUGGCAAUGUCGAUCUAAGUCCCGGAGUCGGAGAUGUCGUCAAAUUCCGGACGGAGAUCACCAACUAUGGAAACGCAUUUGAUACAGCAACAGGCAUUUUUACAGCACCCGUGGACGGCAUGUACCUGUUCAGUGCCAGUAUGUAUAAUGUCUUCGCGGGUCAAAAACUCGACACGGAUAUCCAGAAAAAUGGCGUACCGGAAGUGAAUAUGUAUUGCAGUGCCUCUAUACAGUACAGCGCAUGCUCCGCCACCGUGGUCCUCAGACUGGCAACAGGCGACAGGAUUUGGAUCAGUGACAACAGUGGGCAGAUGGUGGAUCAUGACUCCAGCUUUAUGGGAGUUCUGCUUAAUAGCUAA